GAGCGCACCGGGCCUGCCGAGGAGCGCGCUCCCGGCCGGGCUCGGCGCCGGUUCCCCGAGCCUGGGCGGCCGCCCAGCAGCCCCCUCGUCGGACCAUGGCGACUGACAUCACUCCUGAAGCCAUUGGCUUCUUGUCUGCUGUUGGGGUCUUUAUUGUUCUUCUGGCCGUCCUCUUCCUCUUCAUCAACAAGAAACUGUGUUUCGAAACGAUAGGAGGCCUUCCUUUCCUGGAGCAUCGAGGGAAAAGAAAGCAAUCUAAAGACAAGACUGGUAUUCGCAAGGGGCUGGCUGGAAGUUUUGAGAGUGAAAUAUUCACAGCCAUUAAGAGACCUCCAAAUUAAUUUCUCAACAUGCUUAUUCUAUAGUUCACAUUCAAUCCAGAGCACUGAAGGAACUGAACAAGUGGACACUGUAGACAUCAGAUAGCUGGCCAUGGUGUUGGCCAUGGCGUCUCAGGAUGUUCAGAACUUCUUCCAGCCUUUCUCUUCCUGGAUAUCUCGGGUUUAUGAAGCUCUCCAGCAAGCAGGAGAUAUGUUGUCUGCUUCGCUGGUUAACGUAAGCAAACAAGACUCUAAAUUGAGUGACAAACUAGAUCAGGACUUAGAUAAUAUUCAGAUUCAGGAAACAUACUUUGAAGAUGAAGAACAAGACAAUGAUUGGAGUCAAGAGGAUGCAAAUUCCUUGUUUCUUGAAGUGGAUCAUUUCUCAUGUUGUAAUAGUGAUUUGCAGGACUCUGCCCAAAAUUCAAGCCCCAGGCUUAGCCAACAUGCAAAGGACUCAUGUUCCACAAUGUCCCAGUGGCCCAAUCGGGCCAGUGAUGACCACAAGUCACCACAUGUGCUUUCUUCUAUUGCGGAGGAAGAGCAUCACCUUGAAAAGCAAAGAAGUGGCCUUCAACAUGGCUUUGACAGCCAGCUCCCUGGUACUUUAGAAACUGUUAAUGGAAAAAAGCAAGUCAACAGCUUUGGGGAUGACGAAGAGCUGUCCACAUCUUCCGACAGUGACGAGGAGGUGAUCAAACAAUUUGAGAUUUCCGUGUCCCGGUCCCAGAGUUUCCGUUCAGUGACAUCUGAGAAAGGAAAGCAGACAGGAUUGGAACAGAAACCAAAAUUCAGCCGUUUGUUGUUGACACACGGAGAAGAUGGCACAGAAGUAUCUGCCUGCGAAGAUUUGGAUGGAGCCAGCCAACGGCGUUAUUCUGAGAAUCUCUCCUAUGGUGAAGAUGACCACAUCCCUGCUCACUCACAGUCCCCAUGUGAGAGGGGGGAUGCCAAACACCAUGGCACAUCUCACCAAGAGUCCAAUGUGGUCCAAAGCCUCAGGCGCCAAUCCACAGAGGGCAGCUUGGAGAUGGAGACAGCUUUUAAUAGCCGGGGAUUUGAAGAUUCCUAUGCCACUGACAGCUCCUCCAUGUGGAGUCCAGAGGAACAGGACAGGACCAAUUUGCAGGUGCCAUCCGGAGUCUCAGAGCCCAUCUCAAAGUGUGGUGACCUAGAUGUCAUCUUUGAAUAUAGAGCCUCCAGCCAGAAGCUCACAGUGACCAUUGUGAGGGCACAGGGCCUUCCAGAUAAGGACCGAAGUGGUGUCAACUCCUGGCAAGUUCAUGUAGUGCUGCUGCCUGGUAAGAAACAGAGGGGCAGGACGAACAUACAGAGAGGGCCCAACCCCGUCUUCAAGGAGAAGGUCACCUUCGCCAAGCUGGAGCCCAGAGACGUGGCUGCCUGUGCUGUCCGCUUCCGCCUGUACGCUGCCCGGAAGAUGACCCGAGAGAGAAUGAUGGGAGAGAAACUAUUCUAUCUCAGCCACCUGCACCCAGAAGCGGAAAUGAAAGUGACUCUGGUUUUGGAGCCAAGAAGUAAUAUAAGUAGUGGAGGGUCUCCGCUCAGCCCAUCUGCGGUUUCUCACAGUGAUAGUACUUCAUCCACGCAGUCGCUGUCUCAUGGAGGGGCGCCAGAGCUGUUGGUGGGGCUCUCGUACAAUGCCACAACGGGGCGAUUAUCUGUGGAAAUGAUCAAAGGCAGCCAUUUCCGAAACCUUGCUGUUAACCGAGCACCUGAUACAUAUGGAAAACUCUUUCUCCUCAAUUCUGUGGGUCAAGAGAUGUCCCGUUGCAAGACGUCCAUUCGGCGUGGUCAGCCCAAUCCUGUCUAUAAGGAGACCUUUGUUUUCCAGGUGGCCCUCUUUCAGCUGUCUGAUGUCACGUUGAUGAUUUCCAUUUAUAACAGGCGUACUAUGAAGCGUAAAGAGAUGAUUGGCUGGAUUGCCCUGGGCCAGAACAGCAGUGGAGAGGAGGAACAAGAUCAUUGGGAGGAGAUGAAGGAAACCAAAGGCCAGCAGAUAUGCAGAUGGCACACUUUGUUGGAAUCCUAGGUUUGCUUACCUGCAUUUGUGUGCUGUGUCCACCUUGGUUACCUGUGUUGCUGUCUACUGACACCAAGUCGGUGUGUCCUGGCAAGGGUUUCAGGGUUUCAAAAACAGAUUCCACUAACCCCUAGGACAUUGUGAGUGGGAGUUUUGGGUUUCUCAAUGGUUUGAUUUGGAUUUAAAUAUUGUAAUUUUAAAAACACACAUACACAGUGAAGUGUCCAUAUGGAAAAUGUUAGACCACAAUUAAGACCACUGAUGAGUUAAUUUGUGCCAAUAGAUCAUUGAAUUUUGGUUUAGGGUAUGGGGUGAAGCUUCUUCUGCUGUCUCUGUUUGCUUGAAGAGUAACCUGAGAUUGCAAGGGAGCUGUUAAAUGCUACUAUUUGCAACCAUUUAGGUGGAUGAAUCAGAAUUUUCUUAAUAUGGUACAAAAAACUCCAAAAUAUAGAAAUGAAUCAGAUGCUGAGCCUCAUAGAAGAAUCUAACUCUAAUGCAUAAACUCUUAUUUCACAUUUUUCUCUUUAUCAAAGAACCUAUUUACCUAAUGAGUAAAUAUUAUAAACUUGCACUUUUAAAAUAAAUUUGUAUUAAUUAAAUACCUCUUUUAUCUUAUAUUUUGUGGUUUCUAUGAGAUUUGGUUAGAUGAAUCAUUUUGAAGCAAGGAAAGAGUUCAGAAACUACUGUUUUAAGACAACUUGUCUCCUUUUGAAUAUGUAAGAUUUCAAACUUGUAACUUUCAAGGUUUUUAUGCUGUCUUUCUCACCCAGUAAGUUCUUACAGAAUAAGAAGAAAACAAAAAACAAGACUAUUUCAGUCAUAGAUUUAUUGAUUUUUCUGAUUCUGGUGUUCUUUUGGAUUAUACUUUUUCUAUGUUCAAUUAUAUAUACUCAUAUAUUAAUAUUUUGAAUGUACUGCAUGUAAAUCAUGCUCUUUUUAAAUUGAGUAUUUUCCAUCACUACAGCAUAGUAAAUUGUACACCGUGGGUCUUUAAUAAAUAUUGAUUUGAUUGACUCUUCAAAGUGAAAAUGUUAUAAUACCUGUGAAUGGAGAAAUAUUUUCAGCUUGUGUGGAAUAAUAUUAAGUUUUUCUUUGAGCAUUUGAAGUGCCUAUAACUGUCAUUUUUUAUGGCAUUUGCAGCAACAUAUAUUAGUCACUACUUGCAGUCUGGGCAUGUGCCACUCAGAACACUGAUCUUGUAUGGUUAUGAGCAUGGGAUUUUACUUGUGACUUACUUUUACAUAUUUAUGCAGUGCAUGUUUAUUUUCCUUAUUCUUAGGUCUGGGCCCUUAAUUUCAAUUACUUUAAAUUGGCUUUAAUAAAAAAAUAGGGAAAGAAUGUAUGUACAUUUAAUCCCUGCGCUCAAUGUGCAGCUCUUCUGAGCAAUUGCUCAGUCACCUAUUUUUAGUUUCUAUGUUUCAUUGUGGACUUUUUCCUGUCUGUGGGAAGAGUGAUAGCUAGUGAUGGCUGUAUACAGUUAAAAACACAUAACUCCUCCUCAGCUCCACGUUUUGACAGAUUGUAAGCGUAGGCUGUAACACUUGAAGAACAUAUUUAUUCCUUACAGUGUGUAAUGGUUAUCCUGACAAGACCAGACUAGGGCACAGGAUAACUCUACUAUGCUUUCAGGGUUCUGUCUUUGAAUGAAAUGAUUUCAUAGGGAAGAAUGAGAAUUUGCCAAAUAAAUUAAUACCUUAAUUACUUUUCAGGUCAUGGGAGUUUCAUAUAUAUGACUGCUCAGUUAUUAGGAAUAUGUAAUAAAACCAUGCUCCUCUGGGUUUUUACCCUACCUUUCUUUGGGAGAGCUCAGACUGCUUUUCCAGCAUUAUAUCCAUUAACUGCUGAGUGGUCUUUGCAGCGUGGCUAAGUCAUUGAGUAGAACUGAGUGCGAUUGAUUAAGUAGCAGCACAAAGAAUUGGCUUUUCACAUCUCUUUAUGCCCUGUGUUUAAAGGGAAGUGGAACAGCCUCACUAUGCUUUCCUUUAUGCAGUAACAUAAUAGCAGCAUUCAUUUUAAAAUUUACAUUUGAAAAAAAUCUGUAUAUAUUGUACAGACAGCCCUGAAUUUUUCCUUCUCAUAUUUUCCUGCUGUUGCAUCCUUGUUUCAUGGUACCCAAUAAUCACCUAUACUUCAUUUUCUGUUCCCAAGACCCACCCAUUUUUGAGGUUUUCUGCUGGUAUAGUGAAGAUAUUUGUGUGCUUGAUCUGCCUUCCAAUGGUCUGUUUAUGAUACAGUUUACAGGAGUGUGCAGCAUUUUAAGGGAAGGAAUGCCUGAAAAGCAUUUUUUAUUUUUAUAAUUUUACUAUGUUGGUGCUACUCACCAAAUAGGAUGCAUGUACAUCUUGAAUAUACAGCAACAUUCACCCUCAGCUGAUUGUAUAAAUCUAAAAUGCUGAAGACAAGAUAUAUAACAAUAUGUGGCUGAUUUUUUUUUUACCUUGAUUUGAAAUUCUAGUUUAGUAAGAUCUUUUGAUUUUGUGCACUUAAACUCCCUUAUUUUCUUGGCAAAGUCUAGACACAAAUGCAUUUAACAUGUUUUUCACUUGAGCUUUUACAUUUGGUUUUCAAAAGAGUUAUGAAAGAUAAUUAGUUGGUUCUGCAGUGAAAAAAAAACCUGCUUUUGCCUAUUUCUUCCGGCUAAUAAUUAAUAUCUCAUAGGGAGAUUUGACAUUGAAGCAGCACUGGUUUUUGUUGCUUGAGUAGGUCUUUCAGUGAUUUUGCCUGAAGAGCAGGCUUUUAAAAUAAUAUUGUUAAGAGUAAAUGAUGUGCUGGGUUGAUGGAAAUCUGCUUUAUAGUGUGCCUUCUUUUAGGGUGUGAGUUUACACUGAAUUGAGAAAUCCUGAUUUCACCAAUUACGGUGGUGGCUGUUGUACUCCCUGUUCCCCUCUGACUAUUGUUGAAUUUUUAAAUGGACCAUUCACCAGGCAGCCGAACACCUGCUCUCCGUUCCUCUCCUUCACUGGCUCCCAGUGUGAUGCACGUUGUUUUGGACUCUGUUUUUGCUGAUGCCGCAUAACUGUUGGAGGUGGGGGUGUCUUGCCUUCCCUAACAUAAGAAGAAUUUGUAAUGCCUUUGGAUGUAUUAUACUCGGCAUUCCACCUGCAUGAAAUCAGGGAAAAAAUCAUCACCAUGUUUUUGAGAGGGAAAAGAGUAUGGCGUUGCAUAGUCAUUCACUUUAGGCACUAUUAAUUCUGACAUCCUUCACUGAAAAUUAACUGACAUCGAAUGUCAAUAUUCUCCACAGUCCUAGGUGCCAGUGAGCCUGAAACACAGCUUCUGCCUUUUCAAUAUGUAGAUUUCAUAAUAUUUUACAAGUUAUCAUUACCUCUUGGGUAGUCACUGUGCUUUAGAUGAUCUUAUCUGAGAACCAAGAUUCUUUUCUUUCCAGAGGAAGUACUAUUUAAGUAGAAGCUGGCAUUAGGUUAAAUAAAGGUGCUCCUCUGAUAGCCACCAAUUUGAUUUAAUUGAUGAUUCGGUGUGGACAUCACUGUGGGUUUCCUAAAAACCUGGUUAUCCUUUUGCAGCAGAGGACUUAGUAUAUUAAAAGCAGAAAAGUGAGUAGGAAAGAAUUAUUUGUAAAUGUCAUAAAACCAGAUAGAGGUAUAUUCUUUACUAAUAAAGAAACAGGACUAGAACAUGCAUGUGGUAUCUCCUUUUACUUUUGAGGAAACUGUGGUUAAAGAACAUUCUAUUCUAUUUGAUCUAAGAACCAAGCAAAUGAUGGAUAACCCUGAAAUGGUAAAAGUAUUUUUAUCUUAAAAAUUAUUCAUUUGGGCAAAAUCAUUUACAACAAAAUAAAAAGGUCAUACAGCACACCGAUGGAAGAAUUAAAGAAUAAAUAAAUGUGCUGGAUACAUUUAGAAUCCUCCAGGGAGUAGCACGCAAGGAGAGUAAACUAAUAAACCAAAAGACGCAUAAGAUCAACUAGCUAUCGCUUUUCUAAAACUUGGAGAAUUCUGAAAAAUAUUUAAAGAUGAGAGAAACGAAACUGUCCUAAGACAAUGAGAUGGGCAUAGCACAGUGAAGUUGGCACAAACUGUGAUCCUAGCCUGGGUUUACAUGAAACUCUGCUGUGGGGCCUUAAGAAAAUUACUUAGCAAGCCUGUGUCCUGGUUUCUUCAACUGGAAAAUGAAAAUAAUACCUACCUCAUUAGGUAUCUGAAAAGGUAUCAGUGAAACCACAGAUGUAAUGUGCCUAACGUAGAACUGGGCAUUUGGUUAGCAUUCCAUAGUUCCUCCUCACAGUCAUGCUUGAAAAAGAAAAUAUUUAAGAUGUAUCUUCUCUUUCUAGCAAAAGUUAUUGGAACACUGGAGAAAAACAAAAACCAACUUUCAGAUGCUGUAAAAAGGAUAGGCUCAUGAAGCCAGGCUGGAUUUGUAAAUAAAGGAGGCUUCAUCAGGACAGCCUAAUCAGAGAUAAGCCUGGUAUGUGGAGGAAAUUGAGCCUUAACAGAGUCCAACUGUGGUAGAACCAAGUCUUUGCAUUUAUCUCCUUAGUUUGGAGGGAGUACACAUCCUUGAUGGUUUGCGUGUACCUCUUGAUCGAUCACGAACAAGGCUUCUCCUUGUCUCCAGCUCUCAUUCAUAAAUGGACAAGGCACUUUGUCGCCUUCAUCAAAAGAGUUGGUGACAAUGGCAGUUUGACUGCAUAUUUCAACUGUGAUCCAAAAAAGUAAAAUAAAUGACGUGAUACUACACUGACACUCUUUUAAAAAUGGAUAACACUUUCUUUAAAACCUACAUUGCAUAUCCAUUUUAUAUUCUGAUAGGCAAACAUUUUAAAAUACUCUAAUAACACGGCUCUCAAAACUUAUCUGUUUGACUGGAAUGCUCUAUUCAGAACAAAUUAUCGCUGUUUCCCUUAUGAGAUCAUAAUAAAAGAAAUUGAGUUGAUACUACUUUUUAAAAUGGUUUUUAAGAGUGGCUUGUUCUCAAAUGAUUCAAACCUUGAGUAAACAGGAGAGUUUCUGGAGAAUUUAGAAAAAUCUUUGUUGACAUUUAAUCUAGAGAAGUCUUCAUGAGAAAACCACUUCAAGUUUAGGGUAACCAGGUGCCAUGAAUCAGUCAUGUGCUACUUGUGGUUUUAAACGAAACAUGAUUCUGGGAUGGGGAAGUGCGAGGCUACACUCCUGAUAUAAUCAAAUUGCCAAAGCAUUGUUUUGAUUCCUAGGUAUCCCAACUAAGGAGAAACAUGAAGACAUUGGAGAAUCACUUAGCUUAGGGCCCUUAGUAGGGAAUAAUUAAAUGUGUAGGGAAGGUGAAGGAGUUAGAUGGUAGGUAAGAAGGCUGUGGAGAUUUCUAGUAACAAUGAUCCAGAAGUUCUAACCAGGGGGAUGGUGCGCACUUUCUCUUCUUGACCACAUGGAUAGAUUUCAGAGCAUCCCCCUAAUCAAGUCUGGAGAAUUGUGUGAAAGUUGUUUCUCAUUAUUUCAAAAUUUAUUCAUUGUCUAGCCCUGUGCUAUUUGGGCUGGCACAGAACUUAAAAUCUCUUUGGAGUGCUGUGAGUGCACAUUGAAGCAGUUAGUCAUCAUUAUACAAUAAUGCUUACCAAUAUACAAUUGUUAAGUUAGUCUAACUAUGUGCCAUAAACAGUAGAGUUCCUUUUUGUGAGUAUUGGAAGGUGAAAUAUUCCAGUAUUGGAAGGCUGAAUUUAUUGGGGCAAGCGUCUAGGAAGCCUGGGACUGGCAGUGAGCCUUGGUUGCAUUAUAUGGGAAAUUGGUGGGGGUGGGGGUGUCAGAGAAUCAUCAUCUUUGGAAGAUUUUUAAAAUAGAAAAAUGUGCUUGAGGUCUUGGUUCUGCCAAAGAAGAAUGAGAGGACACCCAGGAAUAUACCCUUUAUAAAGUUUCAUUCUAAUAUUCAGGUGUAAGGUUAAAAAAAGAAUCAACAAUAACACUCCAGGCCUGUCUUCUUCCAAUUUGGACAUUUUUUCCACAUUGAUUUUUCUCUGCAUCAUAGAAAGUUUUCUCUGAAGAGUUCCUAUUUGGGUUUUGUUUAGGGCUUUGGGGACGCCUGCAGGCUCAGAGGGAGUUUCCUCUCCUAUGGUGCUUUGACUGUUUUUGUUUCCCUUGGGUCACAAAACUGUAUCCUAGACACACAGACAAUAAUCACCUUAUAUAUAUCCACUGUGGAACCUGUGAAACAGCUCGAGGCUUUAUAGAACAAGCUCAUAGGCAGUCAUGGGGGUCUGAGGCACUUCUUGGAAUGAAGCUGCUAAAAUUGCUAACUGCUUUCCAUUGCUCACUAAUGCUGCCUUAAGGUUUCUCAGUGGGAAUUUUUAGUUCAUGCCUUCGAGUGACAGUGUUACCGGUUUUAUUUUGACGAUGAUGAAAAAGCUAACUUCCCAUUGUAUUGCCAUAUUUAUGCAUUAUUUUUGUUUACUUCAUUUCCCCCUGGAAGUAUCUAGUUGCUGGGAUUUUGUUUGUUUGUUUUAUACAAAAUUUAUUCAUUCAAAAAGAACUUUAUAGGUUGGGCAUGGUGGCUUACACCUGUAAUCCCAGCGCUUCGGGAGGCCGAGGAGGGAGAACAGCUUGCGUCCAGGAUUUCUAGACCAGCCUGGGCAACAUAGUGAGAUCUUGUCUCUACAAAAUACCAAAAAUGUGCCGGGUAUGGUAGUGUGCACCUAUAGUCCCAACUCCUCAGGAGGCUGAGGUGGGAGGAUUGCUUGAGCCUGUGAGCUCGAGGCUGCAGUGAGCCGUGAUCAUGCCACUGCAUUCAGCCUGGGUAGCAGAGUGAGACUGUCUCAAAAAAACCACAAGAAACAAUACUUUUUAAAGUGUAAAUGUUCCAGACUCAGGGUUAGGGGUUGGAGAAUGGCAGUUGGAUAAAACAAUUUAACAAUUUUUUUUUGUUUCUAAAUAUUCUUUAUAAAAACUAGAUUCUGAUAAGUAAUUUAGGUAAACAAUAAGAUAUUUUAUUAAGCUUGAAUAUUUGGCUUAAUGUAAUGUUCUGCAAUUGUCUCUUUCCCCCUUUGAAAGGCAGAGGAUUUAGGGAAGGUGAAAGUUAUUACCCUGUCUCUAAUUAAGAAAUAGAGACACUUGUUUGUCAGUCUAUGCUUCCAUUCAGUAUAAAUGGAUAUGUUUUGUAUCCGGGGGAGGAAAUGCAUCAUUCCAUUCCAGCAGUGAAAAGCAUUAUAGCAUCAAAUAGGAUAUUUAGUAUUUUUGACUUUUAUAAUUAAAUACCGAAUGCCCUUUGCAAGACAGUAAGUGAGACCCUGGAAUGCUAGGUCUGUACAAACUUGACACAUUUCUUACAAGCUCUGUGUUUUAAUAGUCAAAGGCAUUGCUACCCUUUGCUUUUUGAAAGAGUGAACUGGAAACAGUAGCCUCCAGAGAAAGAGGUGACAACCUAAACAAAGAGCCCUGCUUACCUCUCUGUGCCUAAAACUAUUCUUAAAAACUGAAGACAUGUGGGGUAUGCUUAUGAAAUAGGUAAAGGUCAACAUUGGGAGUGUCCCUACUUUGGCAGAUAGACCAAUACUUUUUUCCUAGACUCAACCCAUUUUUAAAGCAGGAGUUUUUCCAAUGGAGUGUUUAUCAUUCUACUAGACAUGUCUUAGUCCAUGCAAAUUAAUGCAAAAUCUUUGGUGGCCUAAAAAUUCUUGCUGAAAGCAAGUUUUUCGUGUUGCCCAGUUGAUAGUCCAUAACAAAAAAUGUACAUAUCUUGUUUAAUAAAAACCUUGAUGUUUAAGAAGAAAUAUCAGAAGUCUGCUGGUAAAAACUCUGAUUACGUGAGGAACAUGUACAUUAAAAGAUAUUUUCAUGUAAGUUAUUUUAAGAUAGUUGCAUUCUAGGGUCAUGUUUCUUUUUUUGAGAGUGUUUCUUUGUCAAGUUCCUUAUGGCGAAUGCCUUGACCAAAGCUUCCUAAUUUUGCCAUAUUUCCUUGUGGGUUAUGAUAAUCUUUAUUAAUUCACAUCUCUACCAAAUUAUAAUAUGGUCUUUUGUUAUGCCACCGUAUGAAUGCAGCCGCAAAUUCAAUUUUAUUGUGAAAUACAAAGUCUUUUCCAGAAUUUUAAAACUUAAUUUCAGUGUAGAUUUUAAGUCUGUGAAUAAGAAAUUAGUAUUUGUGUACCUUAUUAUGACAGAGGUUUCUGUUACAAUGUUUUCUGUUGUAGUAUUGGGAUAAGAUUUGACCUACAUUUUCAGGCAAAAGCUGGUCUUUGAGAUCUACUUUUUAAGAAAUUAAUAAAUUUUAUUUUUUAGAGUUUUAGGUUCACAGCAAAAUUGAUCAUAAAAUAUAGAGAGUUCUCAUAUACCCCAAACACAACCUUCUCCCCGUGAACAUUUUGAAUACCACAGUGGUAUGUUUGUAACAACUGACGAACCUUCAUUGACAUAUUAUUAUCACCCAAAGUGCAUAGUUCAUAUUAAGGUUCACUCUUGGUGUUGCGUAUUUUAUGGGUUUUGACCAAUGUACAGUGACGUGUGUUCAUCAUUGUAGUAUCAUACAGAAGAUUUUCACUGCCCUAAAAAUCCUCUGUGCUCUGCCUAUUCAUUCCUCCCUCCCACCUAAGCUCUGGCAUCCACUGGUCUGUGUACUGUCCCCAUAGUUUUGCCUUUUCCAGAAUGUCAUACAGUAUGUAGCCUUUUCAGAUUGUUUUUUUUUUUUUCACUUAGGGAUGGUCGUGUAAGUUUUCAUGUCUUUUUAGGGCUUGAUAGUUCACUUAUUUUAAGUGCUGAAUAAUAUUUCAUUGUCUGGUUAUAUCACCGUUUAUGACCUAUUUGCUUUUAUUUCUAGUUCCAGUUGCUAUGGCAAAUUUUAUUAAAGUGCGUGCUCUCAGGAAAGGCUUCAUAUAUUUUAUAUGAUCCAUCAAAUAAAAUGUAGCAACUUCCAGUCUAGAAUAAAUUUCACCUAUAUGAUAUUGAGCUUGUUUUACAUUGGAGGAGGAGACUUAUGAAAAAAUCUAAUAAUUUCAUAAUUUAUAUUACCCUAUCUACAAGUUUUUCCCUCCAUUGGAAUCUAAGCCAAAAGUUCUGAAGGUUACGAAGACGUGAUCCCAAAUUUAGUGACUCUGUAGUGUCUUCUUUUGUUGAGCAAUGAGUUAAAUAUCUGUCGAUAAAAACUGCUAAUUGUGUUAUUACUGAUUCAUGAUAGAAAAUCACCUUCUGUUGCUAGUUUAUAUGACUUUACAUUUACCACUCCUGCCAAGAGAAAGGAAGCCUUGUGAUUGUGCCCCUUCAUAGUUAAUUGUACAAAUCAAUUAAAAAUGGUAUGUAAGCAUCUGGCUCACACAGCAGCUCUGAAUUCUGAAUGAAAAGAUAACCCAUGCUAAUGUAUAGGUUGCAUGAACAAGUAGAUGGGUGUUGGAAAGAUAACACUGAUAGUCACUCCGGGUGAAGGGGGAGUCCUGGCCAAUGAUUUGUAUCUGAGAAACAUUUUGAGACUAUAUGUCUUCUGACUGCCCUUUGCUUUGUAGCUAUAGCAACUUGCAGAACCUGGCAUUAUUCCAGAGAUAAAGGUAUAGUUGUGUAAAGAAUAUUGGAUUAAAGUUGAUGAGGCCUAUGUUCUCAUAUCAAAUCUUCCACUGAUGAGCUCUAAAAUAUCAAGUCACAAUUUCUUCAAGCCUUCAUUGUUGCAUCUAUCAGAUGGGAAUAAUAAUACUUAUUUUACCUAUUUUUACCAGGUGGUUGUAGGAACAGGAUUCAUUCAUUCCUUCAUUAGUAUAAUGAACAUUUUGAGACCCCACUAUAUAUCAUGGCCGUAAGUAUGACAAGAUGAUAGAUGGAAAGACAUUUUGCUGAAUUUUUGAAGACUUGCAGUGUUUUUGAAGACUAUGGGAUAGCUUGUUAUUUUUAUAUGAAGGUCACAUCAACUCUUUAUGUCAAUAUAUCAAAGUAAUUGACACUUUUAGAGCUCUGCCAAUCAGUGGGCCAUAUUCAUAGAAUGUCAGUAAUUUGUCUGAAUACAAGUUAUAGUUGAAUGGUCUUUAGCCGCUCUGUCUCUGAGAUGCUAGAAAAAUUGGGUUCUAAUUUUUUUGUUCAAACACUGAUCAUGAAACAAAUUGCAAAUCCACAUUUUCAGCCAGUUCACCAACCUUUGAGUAGAAUGCAGACCUUUCUUUAGAACAAUCUGACUUUGAAUACAGGCAAAGUAUUACAUGGAAUAGCUUUUCCUCCCUUACAAAGUGGAUUUGAAUACAGUACUUAGAAAAAUUCUUCCACUGCCAAAAAAGGUCCUUCAAUCUACUUUAUCAUUUUUGUUCUGAAGAAUCAAUCUGGCCCAUCUCUCCCCUCCCAAGUAACUUUCUUCACUCGUAUAAUCAUUUUCUUCAUAAACGCCCUUUUAUUGUCUCCCAGAAAAAGUAAAGAUUUAAAACAUCAUUUUUAAGGUACAUCCAAGAUUUCAUAGCAAUAUUUUAUUUGUGUUCACAGUGCAAGAUAAAUCUGACUUUCUCAAUAUUUUUGGUCUUCAUAUGGCAUCUGAAACAGUUGUUCAUAUUCACACAUUUAUGUUUCACCAUAUGCAUACUGUGUGCAGCUCUGUUGUUCUAAAAUAUUUUAUUGGUUUUCCUUUAUAUCUCAACUUUUGAUGGGUGUCCUUGAAGAACUUUCAUGAAAAAAAUGUAAAUGUGAAUGAUUCAUUCAUUUUGAACAUAUGUAACUAUUUUAGGAGAUUUUCAGGAGAUUUUACCCUACAUGGAGUACACUGUUCUUAGCAGGGAAUGUGCUUUGUAUUACUAUUCUACUCACAGCUGGAUGCUGCAGAUGUAUUAACCUUGUAAACAUGUACUUUUUCUAUUCUGUGCUUACUUUAAUACAUUAUUUAUAUGUAUUAGACUGUGCUGAAUUUUGGUGGUUGUCAAAGGCAGUCAAUAAUUUUAUAAAUUUCACUUUUGUGGAUAGUUAAGUAUAACAUGGUUUAGUAUAAAAUCUGGUCUUCCUCUAGAUUUCUAAGUCACUAGAAGAAUUUCUUGGCAAAUUGAUUGUUCAAGGCCAGUUUUGUUAGUUGUAAGGUAGAAGCCACCCAGUCCUCUCCCAGUGUUUCACAGGCAUUUUCAGACCCGGAUGCUAUUACAGUUCCUCCUCUAGUUUUCCAGUAGAGAAUUCCUAUGUGGUCCAGAGGUUCGAGAGAGAGUGAAAAAAUUUCUCCUCAGAAGAAUUGAACCCUUAUUUUAGAAACUUCUGACAAUCUUCAGAACAUUCCAUGUGGGUGUCCUUGUGUUUCUCAUAGUAUGACUUAUUGAUUCAUGGUGUCUCUUAUUAAAGAAGCAUGAAUGUAUCACUAGCUGUUAUCAGAACAAACAGCUGUAGAAUGUAAUGACCCAUCCUAUUUCUAAAUUUACUUCUAUCAGUGGAUAAUUUGUGUAUAGGAAAAGGUGUGGAAGUUUUUUAAUUGUUAAAAACUAGAAUACCUUUCUACCUUUUGUAGUCUUUAAGAUUUCAUAAUAAUGGUUUUAAUGUAUUACUCUCCACUAUUAUGUAUUGUGUUUAAACAAGACCAAUCAGUGAAAUUUUGAAUGUCAAUACUUUUUUUUGUUAGAAACGCCCUUUGAAAAUGUUAGAAAAUGUAAAACUUUACCUGUGACAAAGAAUAAAUUCAUGAUUAGAAGAAUUAUACUGUUUUUCUUGUGCAAAUAAUACUUAAGGCAGAUGUUCAGUCUCACAGUGAUGUUGGAAAGCAUAUUUUAUGCAGUCUAAACACUAUUUCUGUAUUAGAUAUUUAAAUGCAUGAGGAUAAAUUCUAAUUGCUUUUUGUUUAAAACAGAAACAUAGAAGAAGCAUUAGCCCCAGUUUGUAUAAAAUGUCUGCUGCAACUGAAUUCAUGAUAGUUCAUGAAAACUGAAAAUCAUUCCAAUUUUGUAAAACUGCUGCUACUGGUUUUAUCAAUAAAGUUUUAGCAGAUGGCUUAUAUGUACAUGUGUGAAAAUUUUUUAUGUUAAAAAAGGAUACAGUUUUGCAGCAUCAACAUGCAAAUCUUAUGGGCCUGGAUGAUACUGCUUAUUUUAGUAUAUACAAAAACCAUUAACUUCAAAACCGUACCAACUACAGACAUAUAUUUUAGAACUAUAAGCAUUACAUGUAUGAUCCAUACAGUUCAUUUGGUUUCAGAGUGCUGUAGGCUUUUAUGGUGAACACAUAUACAAAUCAACAUGUAUCAGUUCAAAUGCUGGCUUGAACAUCAGGUAAGGAGCUAUAUAAAUGUAAGGAUCACCUGAAUUAAUUAAAUUGCAUCUAAAGAGGAUUCUGAGAAGGCAAAAUGCAAAGUGUAGGUGUUCAUGUAGAAAAGUGUAUGUAAUUCCUCAUUAGAGAAGCUCUUCUCCAGAGCACUUUCCCCUCUAUGAAUACCCAGUUCUCGUAAGUUUGCAAGGCUCAGAUGCAACAAGCUAGAAGUAGAGGGAGCUGAGCUAUAUAUUCAGACACCUACAUAGCACUCAAAACAUGGCUGACAUCCCCCAAACAGAAAAGCAUAGAGAAAAAAUUCUAUAGAUGAUUCAGUGACAAUUUUUAAACAAUUUUAAAAUUCUGUAUUAGUUGAGGUAAUGUUAUCUGUUGUAAUAACCCAAAAUGUCAGUUGAUUCACAUAAGAAAGGUUUAUUUCUCCCUAAUCUGGGAUGUUUUUGGCCAAUCAGCUUUCUUUCUAGCAGUAUCUCAGGGGUUGAGUCUUCUUUUGUGAUUUGGUCAUUCAGAGUCCUUAUGGACUUUGAAGGAAUGUAUUGCCAUACAAAUGGGGGAGGAAGAAAAGACAUGAGGAUCGAAUGAUGUGUUUUAGGGGACAGGCUUAGAGGUGCCGCUCUUCACUUCUGCCCAAACUCCAUUGACCAGAACUAGUCCAAUGGCUCCACCUAUAUUUAAGAAGGCUGGGAAUUGUAGUUUAUUUUUAUACCCAAGAAAAUGAAACAGUAUCGGUAAGACUCUUGUUAAGGCAGUAUCUGGCAUACUUACAUUUAAAAAAAUUAUUUGAAAUGUUGUGGUACUGGUGAUUAUUUACAAAAAUCUUGCCAAUGACAAACUUAUUGGUUGCUUAAGUUCUUUCUCACCCACGACAGCACUAGAACUCUAUUGGCUGAUUAAGGGUUCUACUUCUGCUUGUAUAUCCAUAGUCACCUUAGAUUUAGACCAUUUCAACACUGCGAAGGAGCACUCUUGCAGAGAAAGACCAUUUGAGUUCACAUUUCCGAAGCCACAGGGCAAAGAGUUUUGAGCUGGUAGGCUGAGCAAGGUUGACCAUUUCUACGUGUGUAUGUGCACUAGUAGAUACAUACAUAUAUGGCAUACUGGAAACAUUAAAGCAAAUAUAACUAUGAGCAAAGGAAGAAUAAUGCAGAGGAAACAUUUUUCCAUAUAUGAAUCUUAGAGUAUGUCAUCUGGAGAGCUUAAACUUGGCAAAUGAUUGCUAUCUUGUGACACUGCUUCAACACAGGCUUACCUGUGCUGAAAUGUUAAAAUAAUUGAGAUAGCCAUCUAUGACUCUGGUUCUUUGGUUCUUUUUUUUUUUUGUCUUUUGUAGUAAUUAAAAAAUUAUCCUGUGUAGCAUUUUAUUGAUAAGUCAAAUAAGUCAAAUCACAUGAUAUAUAUUGUAAGCUUCAUAGUCUCUUUACAGUUUCCCUGGGGUUGCCCCAGAAAGAUUCAGAAAUAUGGCCCAAGGGGAAGCUUGGGUGACAUUUCACAGUGCUGAUAAAUUUUAAUGUGCAUUCCACUACAUAAUAAAACAUCUGAUUCUUUUCAGCAAACAGAUAAGAAGUAGGAGACAGGAUUGGCAUUGUAUCUACGGUCAUCUCAAGGAGGGACAAGAUUGAGUGGUGAGAAGAUUAGAAUUUGGAUAAAUUCUAAGGUAGGUUUUAUGGAAUUUUAAUAUGUAUUUUAAAAUCCAAAAUUGUUUAAUGAAAGAUUCGAAUCUUACAAGGAGAAUUGCAGAAUUUAUCAAAUUAUAUCUGCAGACAUAAAUAACCUAGUCAAGAUUAAAAUCAUACCUGUUUUCUAAUUCCAGUUAUGCCAUCAAGGAAUCCUGUGAUCUUGGAUUACCUUGACCUUUCUUUUGUGUCUUCCAACAUCUGUUAUAUCUUGAGGUGGUCCCAGAGGAGGAGGGGAUUUGGCAAUUAUUUGUUAAGUUAAACUGACAAUAGAAUAGAUUUCCUAGGCUAUUCAGAUAAAGUAUAACACUAGACAUACCGUCCAUACUGGUCAAAUUAGCUAGCUGCUCCCAAAUACAUUUUUUUCUCCCUAGAGGUAUAGCAUGUGAUUAUGGAGGCUGCUUUUACCUGAGGUAGAGGAGUAUUUUAAGGAAAAAUGAAACAGUUCAUCUCAGAGGACUCACAACCACUUUAGAGGGUGUGGAAAGACGAGAAUUAGGAAAAUAUAUAAAUGACUUUAGGUGAGUAUUUCCCAAUACUAUUAAAAUGCAGUUAGUGACCUUUAUAAGAUGUUUUGAAAAGGGGAAAAAAGUGUCGCUUUAUAAACACAAUGUCUCGUUAAGGGAAUAAAACUAUUUUCUGUAUAAUAGACUUUCCCCCAGCCCCCCUCUUGUGCUUGAGUAACUUUAAAGACAGCAACUAGUGGCUGCCUUCAAGGUUAGUAUAAGUUCAUGAACUGAUAGCUCCGUAGCUAAGGUGAAAACAGGGACUUCAAACCAGGCAGGUGGAUUCAUCUAUUCCCAUGUGUUCUUGGUUACCUUUGAUGUACCAGGCAUUGUGUGCUAGACACUGGGGACACGGUGUUAACCAGGUGCACUAGCUUAAAAUCUGGUGUGAUGAAUAUUGUGAAAUAGGAUUGGUAGGGUGAAUUGGGAACGUAAUUAAGGGGCUAAUGUAGUCGGUGGGAGGCUGUCAGGAGAAGAGAAGCUGCUAUGAGGAAGUGGUAUUUAAGCUGAGACGUGAAAGCUGAGUAGGAGUGAGCCAGGUAAAAGGCAGGCACAUUAAGAAAGAAGAAACAGCAUGUACAAAAUACCUUAGGCAAGUGAGACCCUUCCAUAUUCAAGGAAACUGAAAAAAGUCCAGCGUGACUGGACCUUAAAGAGCAAGGAGGAGAGUGUUUUGAGAUGAACUGGACGAGAAGACAAGGCUGAUUGAGAUAUCAGCUGCAUCUUGCCCUUAUUCCAACUAAGAAGGAAGUAGCAGUGGUGUACUUCUGGCUAAGACCAUCUCCUGGAUUUGAAGUGUACCCAUCCCAAAGCCCGCUGUCAUACCCGAUAGCUGAAACUUUAUCAUCAGAUCUUCAAACCACUGUGGCUUAUGAUUACUUCUUCAGACAGUUCGGUUUUAGGUUGCCAGCUUUUUAAAUCUUAGGGCUAACAAACUGUUAGCUUUGCCGCAGGUGUUCAGUAGGUGCUGAGAGAGCAAGCAGGGUGACCUGAGAGUGGUGGGGCCACUGGUGUAGUCCCUUCAGCCUCACAGACAGACAGCCACCACAGGAAUCAAUGUAAUACUGCACAGCAGCCGUGCCCUGGCUCCAAAGACGGCAACUUUUCUUUCUAAUUGAUUCCCAGUAGUGCUCUCUUCCUUCCAGGCCCUGGCAUGACUCUACAGGGAACCAGGGAAGCGAUGUGUCUCUUCUUCGGUGCGAUUCUCCCUCUGAAGAUAGCUUUGGACAACAUUUCUCUACUAGAUUUUUCAUCUUCCCUUAUUCAAUUUGGCUUACUGGCUACCCAAAUUGCCCACUUUGAUGUUCUAAUUAUCCCCCAUCCCCAAGAAAACAGUCCUAUUUAACAACAACAACAACAAAAGCAAUGUAAAACAUAAAAACAUAGCUUGAGUGAGAUAUGAAAAAUUAUGCAACCAAUUGGGUAAAUUUAUACUAAAGUGUACAUGUACACUAAAGUAUACUGAAGUGCUAAAACACGCACACCUCUAGUCUCCUUUGUAAAAAAUACCUUUGCUCUUCUGCAUUUUCAUUUUAAAGAAGUUUACAUGUUGGCCUGAUGUUUUAAUUAGCUGUUGGACCAAAAUGAAGACUUUCUAAUUGUGUGAAGGACGUGUUUUAGACCACAAGAACAUUUUUUUACUUAAUCUGAGGCACCCUGCCAGUAGGCAGCCACAGACAACGCCAAAAGGAAUGAGACUCUGGGCUGAUUUUUAUGGAUUAGUUAAUAUAUCCCUCCUCAGAAUCUAUCAAGUGCUCAAACCUGCAGACACAAACACGAACAUACUAGGGAGGAGAGUCCCAGAAGGCAGAAUAUCCCGUACUGCUCUUCCCCAAACGCCUCACCCCGUCACACCCACGAACUCAUCCGGUUCUCCCUUCUCAGCGCCCUGCUCCAAGGCGAAGAGUAUCCCAGAGGAAGCAUCAGGGUCUAAAACAACAACAACAACAACAACAACAACAACAACACUGAGCCAAACACUGCUGCUUCCUCAGUCGAUGAAAGUGCCACCCCACCUCUCUCCCCAAACCCAGCCUCCGUAGGGGACAUCGAGCCUUCAAGGGCUGCAGCGAGUGACCUGCCGGUGGAGGCGCGGGGCCGCUCACCUACCCAGGCCCGUGGCUCUCGCCCCGCCCCAGCCUCCCAGUCCACUCCGCCAGCCCCAACUUAGGCGAGCGCAGUCGGGACCCCUCUGUCGGGGCUCUUUGUUCGCCGCCCCUUGGCGUUCCAGAGCUCAACCUUGCUCCCAGCAGCCCCCGCCAGCGCACUCGACCUACAGGAAAGUUGCUGCCGAGCUGUGGAGGGGCGUCAUCGCCUCCUAGCAACGCUCCUAGCAACCGGGUAACAUCUGCUCCCUGCGGUCCAAUGCGAGCGGAGAACAGCUGCGCGCCCGCCUAGAGCUGCGAACCGGGAGUGAGAGGCGCUUCAGAGACUGGAGGGACGGACCUGCAGGAGCCAGGGCUGCCCGCUGAGCUGCAGUUGCCGCUGCUGCCGCUGUCAGUGCCCGACUGAAGAGUGACAGCCGCAAAAGCAGGAGUGAGCACCGAACCCCGCGCCUCUACCUAACAGGUGCAUGCGCCGAUCUGGUGAGUGGACCCAGCUCGCAAGAUCUCAGGUAACCAUUCAUGAGCCUGAGGCUGUGAGAAAUGCUCGCUGUGCAAAGGGGAACUCUCAGCAGAUUUUCUGAAACUGUUCUAGAAAUACACUUUUCGGAUUGAUUCAGCAUUACCAGCUUAUCCAACAAAAGUAUUAACAUAUACAUUAACAACGUCGAAAGUAGCCUACUUUAAGAGAAAAUAUGCAGAAGAAGAAGAUUUACAUCAAGAUUACCAUGGGUAUUUUCCAAAACACCUGAUAUUACCUGAGGACAGAACUUGCAUUCUCAAACUUUCUCUGGAGAAGCUCAGGUUUCUUGAAGACCCAGAAACCUACUUAAGAAGGUCUGUGUUAAUUAACAAUUUGCUGAGGAAGAUACAUCUAGAGACGGAGAAAGAGAGCUAUGAAUACUUUAAAGAAGCUCCCUGUUAUAAGACUGCAUAUUCUGAUACAAGAAAACGGCUGAAGUUUAUGGUACAAGAAUGCUGUUCUCAGUCUCUCUAUUAUGAAGAGCUGCAUUCGUAUCAUAUUGUGCCUUAUGCUUCGGAGAAUGCCAUUUAUGAAAUGGGCUACACUAGCAGCCACUUGGAGCAAAAUUCUCAGUUGCUUAUUUAUAAAAUGAAUUAAAGUAACUGUUAAGUCCAUUGAUACUUUGUUUCUAAAUGCCUGAACUGUUUAUAGUGAAGAUGUUAAUAUAAGGCACUCAUUACCAGUGCACUUGAUAUCAAAGAUGAGAUGCAUGCUGAACUGAUUGGAGAGAACAAUGGUUAUUACUCAGCAGUCCUUAGAAUCAUCAAAUUGACUAGAAAAUAUGUUCACAUAUGAUAAAGCGGUCAAUUAGCGCUUUAGAAGCAAAGAUUUUUUUAAAACAUAAGAUGUGUAGGAAGGGGCCUACGUUAAAUAAUUAUGCAGGUGAAAAAUUUUCUUUUACGCCCUGAUUUCCAAAUUCUGCCACUCUUACUGGAAAGUAAUGAAAGUAACAGAUUAAAUUGAUAAUGCCAUGUCCCUGAGGAUGAAGGGUGGAACACAUUUAAUUUUCUGUAAAUGACAUGAGGAAGGGCUGGUUCUUUCUGAAGUGCUUUGACUUGUCAAGCAUUGUGCCAAAUAAUUGUUUGAUACCAUUUUCCUUUCACCAUUAAUAGCAAUUCAAGAUGGGGCAAAGACACUGCAACUAAACUGCUGAGUGUAACGACCAGAUUACUCCAAACUGAUCCAUUUUACUAUUUUGUGGGGAGGGCUUAGACUUUUCUCUUUAAAAGUGAAAUUUAACAAAAUAGCCUUGCAGAUGGGCUUAUCUUUAAAUUCUACAGGUUGGUUAAAAUUUGUGGUGGGCCUUUAGUUAGCAGUUUAAGUUUUAUUUAUUUAUUUUUUUUAUAGGCUGUGAAGCUCAGGAAAAGGGUGGGGAGGUAAAUUUGUUUUUAAUGAGUUGAUACUUUUUAGAAACCUUAUCUGCAAAAAUUAAUGAGAACAACAAAUUCCACAUGAUGUUAUUUCUUCAUCUAGCUAAGAGUACAUUUAAGGCUGCCUGGAUGAAACUUUGCACUGAUUUUUGUAUAAUAGCUGAUCAUUCACUAUUUGACAAAUUGUUUCAGAAUGCCUUUGGUGGUGAAGUUUAGAUAAGUCCCUAUGUUUUGCAAUUUGACAGAUAAUUAUUUAACAAGUUGGAUAGAUUCACGAAAUUGUUUGAAGUAGUUCAUACUGUUCUUUCAGGUUUGAGUGAGAUGUCUGAUUUCAAUGUCUGAAGUUUUGUCCUAUGGAGCGUAUCAUUUAAAGAAUUGUCAUUAACUGAUAAAACAGAUUGGAAAAACUAGGUGCCAAAGGUGUAUUUAAGAAAAUACCAAAGACUCAAAGAUGAGUGUUAGGAAGAUUAUGAUAAUGAAGAUGCGAAUCUAAAGUAAGGAUUGCAUAGGACAUAAGAAGAACAUGGUUAAAGGGGUUUGGAAUGAUUUGCUUACCAAUGUGCUUUCAGAACACUUUACACGUAAUAAUCAUAAUCAAGGGCACUGCUUUAAAUGAAGAUGCUACAGACCUUUAGGAAUCAUAUGCCUUGGAAAAAAAUCUAUGUAUGGUGACUUGUCAACAAAGUAUCUUCCCUAGUUGGAUGGCAUCUUGUAACCAAGAAGACUUUCUUCUAUUCAAGAGAAAUUUGGUUUUAGUUUUGAUUCAAUACUUGGUCCCUCUAAUUAAUCACUGGGGUGAUUAACAUGAAUUUAGUUGGUAUAAAGAGUAUUGGUUCCCUAAUUAGCCUGCAUUGUUGAAGACCACAUAGAUAUAUUAUUGAUAAGACUAUGAGGCUUAUGUUUAAUUACUCAAAGUAGGAAGAAAUGCUUUAGAAGAAACUAAAAAAUUAUAAUUUAGGUUAAUUUUUAAAGGCAAUUUAGUAUAAAUGAGUUAGCUUUGAAAUACAGAUUUAAAUGUUUAAAAAUUAAUUUGAGGGCAAGAUUUGAUACCAAAGUUUCAAAAAUUUUAUUUCACUGCUUAUAAAAUACUUAAUCAGAACAGUUAUUUAAAAAAAUAAGAUCUUAUUUGAAAAACUCCAAAUUUGAUGGGAUAGUUACACCAUCAUACAAUUUUAAAGGUAGAAUUAGCUUUCUAAUACUUUAAAAUAUUUUCUGAAAUGAGCAUUUGACUUGGUUUAGGACAGUGUCUAUAAGUAAAAGACACCAAUGGUAACAGAUAUGACUUACAAAACUGCCACAUAUCGAAAUUGAUUGAGGACUGAAAUACAUAUACUUUGGCAUAGAGAAGAGAGGAAGAGAAAAAAUAUGAAAAAAGUGUGACAUUGUAAUAUUUAUUGUAUUUAAUAAAUCUUGAAGAAAGAAUUCUUGAGCAAUGAACCAGUGACAGAUAUAAAAGCCUGUUUUAUUUGAUGACAUCAUUAACUGAGUUUUCUGAUCUAUACAUUCAUACAUCAAGAAGGAACUGUCUUAAAAACCAGUGGGCCAUUGGGUUUUUUUUUUUUUUUUUUAAGUUCUAGCAUACAUGUGCAGAAUGUGCAGGUUUGUUACACAGGUAUACACGUGUCAUGGUGGUUUGUUGCACCCAUCAACCUGUCAUCUACAUUAGGUACUUCUAAUGCUAUCCCUCCCCUGUGAUAUUUGUUAAUAUGCUUUUUUAAAAAAGUGUCUGCCUCGAAACAGGUAGUUAAAAAAUAUCUUGUAGGGCAUUUAAUUAUUUUUUCCAAGAAACAACUCAUAGAUAAGGGGUUGACUAAUGUUAUCUCGAUUUAGAAAAUUUGUAUGUAAAAUGUGUAAACUUUUCUGGGUUAACUAAUAGACUACCGGAAUUUUAGCACGGCAAACUAAUCUAUAGGGAGACCCACACACAGGCUUGCUUUGCUGACUACCCAGCGGGCUUUGUUACAGGAGCUGCAAAAGGUGGAAGACCAGUUACAACUUUUUUUUUUUUUUUUUAAACCUGGACAUCCUUUCUCUGGUGGCAAGAGCCAUCCUUAUGAUAAGGAAGGUGAGAGAGAAAAUGGAGAGCCUUUGGUAAUGUUGAUCUUUCUUGUGGGUGUCCAACUAGCCUCAAGGCCAAGUGAAGAAGAAAAUAAAAAAGUAGAAGAGGAAAAAUGAAGAAAAGAGGAAAAAGAAGGCAGGGCCAGAGAAGUAAACAGUAGGAUUAGUAAGUGAAAGAAAAAGUUGCUUUGUUGUGUGGGGGGGUGUUCUUGCUUGCUCUACUCAAUUUUGCUUUCCCGUGUCUGCUGUACACAGAACACCUGAUCUCUGCAAUGCAUUGCUCCUUUCUUUCAUUCACGUGUGAUGAGUAAGACUAGAUUCUUUUCAGCAUAUCUACUAUUUGCAAAGUGUGAACACUGUAAAAUAUCCCUGAAACUGAGCUGUUUGGGUGGAUAAGCAAAGGAAAAAUAGAAAGUAAUUAAGGUUAGGGAAAGGCUAAAGGAUAAGCCUGUGUAUAAAUGGAAAAUGGAUAAGUUCAAAUGCAUUAUCUGGUUUCAAUGUAACACCCAAGAUUUAACAAACUCAGUGCUAGAAGACUUGAAAAUAAGUGCAAUUUACUACCAUUUAUUGAGCAGCUGUUAUGAGCCAGGCACUGUGCUAGGGCUGGGGAUACAUAAGUGAAUAAUGCACAGUCCCAGAAAUCAGAUUAUUUGGUUUUGUUUUACCAAAUCCAAAUGCAGCACCUGCAUUUCCCUUUUCCAAACUGGGAUGGCUAUCAAACAUGUCUUUCAAAAAGUGUUUACAGGUGAGAAGAUGCACAAGGUGAAGGAAAGUUUUCCUGACCCAGAUCUUAGAAGGAAGGGAGAGGAUACAUUUUGCUUUACAGCAUAUUUACUGUUGGCAAAAAGCCACUAUUGCCUAAGGGAAGUAUGGCUGACCUUAGCCCAUCCCUGGGGCAUAUCUCGUGGGUGUGGUAGGAGACCAAUCAGGUAGGGAACAAUUCCUUUUCCCCUUACCUAUCUGGCUUCCGUGUUCUUUUAUGGGACAAGUCAGAUUAAUAUUAAUGUUAAGGAGAGCCUUAAAGGAGAAAGAGAAUCAAUAAAUCAUAGCCUGAAAGUUGUGUAUAUUGUGUGCAAGGUCAGAGGGGCAGCCUUCUUUAAUUUGCCUUGUGCUAGUGAAUUGCUUGAAUGAACUUCAGUAUUUCUUAACACCAGGUACUGGAGCCACCUUCCUUCUCUCCCUGUGGUUUCCUCUUUAAAUCACAUCCUGACCCCAGUCUUUAUAGUCCGUUGUAAGUGGAAGUUAUAGUUCUAUUCUUCACCCCCAGCUUGCUCCCUAUCAUUGAUACUUAAGAGGAAAGUAACAAUUUGCAGUACUGGCUGAACUCCUUUGGGAAAGUUUCUGGAGUGUAUCAAAUAAGAAUUCAUCAUAGUAACAUGGUCAUUACUGGCUGAACAAAAUUCUUUUUGAAACUAUUGCACUUAGUCAUUAAAUAAUUGUUUACUAAGGCAAUCUUCAUGUUUCUAGAAUUCAGUGUAAUAGUUAACAGUUGUAUAUGUCUCACAAAAGAAACUACUUAGGUUGGAAACAAUGGAAGGUUGUGUAAAAUUAAUCAGGUCCUGAAUAUUUAUGUAACAUAUGGCAUUUUAACUUAUAUGUUCUCAUUCUCAAACUUCAUUACUAUAUAGCAGCAACAAGACAAAUUUCAGGUUUUUUGUUUCUUUAUUAAGUGGGCCAUGUCUAAAAGUUGUUACAUUCCUGAUUGAAUGUUAUGGACAAAAUUUCCCCAUUAAAGUAGUUUUGUCUGUCUCGAGGAUUAUCCUUUAGGGUUGGGUGGAUUAAAAACAUUACAUUAGUGCUUCUUGAGCUUACAAGUCACUAGGGAUCUUGUGAAAAUACAGAUUCCUUUUAGUAGGUUUGGGAUGAGGAAUGAAGGUCUUCGUCUCUCAAAUGUCCCAGGUGAUGUGGAUGCUGCCAAUCCAUCGACCACACUUUGAGUUGGGAGAGUCUACAUCAUUGGAGAAAUAUGCAGACUGAAGCCUAUACUCUUAAACUUUCAAAGACUCUGUGUUCAUGUCUGUGUUCUGCGGGAUUUUUUUUCUUUUAAGAAAUAAAAUGCAUGAAGUAAAAUCAGAAAACCAUAACACUAGUUUUCUAAAUUUGCCACAAAUAUUAUAAUACUUUGCAGAGUAAAAUGCAAAGAUUAUUCCUCUUACACUUUUUUUCUCUAUAUCAAGUGCAGGAAAGGAACAUGGAUAGAGUCAUGUACCAUUCUUAUCAGUCAGGAGAUGACACAUGCAAAUUUCUCUUCUUGAUUUUCCUCUUGAUUAUAUUCACAUAAGGGAGCUCCAUUUGGUAACAAAGAUGAAAUCCUGUUCACAUUUAACAAGAAUUUAGCAAUUUCUUGCUUGGCAAAAUCUGAGACAA
This is a messenger RNA of Chlorocebus sabaeus (green monkey), 25073 nucleotides long. RefSeq names its product synaptotagmin 16 (gene SYT16). The record is from RefSeq and is a predicted model, not a curated record. Gene Ontology annotation, molecular function: phospholipid binding. Lineage: Eukaryota; Metazoa; Chordata; Mammalia; Primates; Cercopithecidae.